AGAAGUAUAAAAGCCAUUGAUGACAAUGGAAGUUGAAAUAAUAUACAAUAAUUGCAUUAAACCCUCUUCACCAACACCCUUUCACCUAAAAAUCCAUGACCGUUCUCUAUUAGAUCAAUUAGCGCCUUUUAUUUAUUCUCCUAUGAUCCUUUACUAUUCCAACCCAGGUGCUUCCAAUAAAACAUUACUCCUAAAACAAUCAUUGUCUCAAACCUUAACAAAAUUUUAUCCACUUGCAGGGAAAAUUCGAGAUGAUAUGUCGAUCGAAUGUAAUGAUGAAGGGGUUUUAUAUUCAGAGGCUAGGGCAAGUGUUUCUCUAUUAGAAUUUCUCAAACACCCUAAUAUGAUCACAAAAAUCCAUGAAUUGUUACCAAUUAAAUCUCUAUUUCAUAUACCAACUUCAGGUUCUUAUGUUACAAUGAUUCAAGAAACAACCUUUGGUUGCGGUGGCUUCACCAUCGGAAUUAAUGUUCUACACUCGGUCAUGGAUGGUUGUGCUUUAUCUGCAUUUCUAAAAGUUUGGGGAGCCAUGGCUUCUAACGAAACUGAUAAGAAGAUGAUGAUCCCAAGUUUUGAUAGCCAAUCUAUUUUUCCAAAAUAUAAGGAUGUUCCGAAAGAUGUGACUAUUAUGGCUUUAGUGAGUUCAUUUAUCAGAGUUGAGAAAAUGAAUGCAGUACGAUUUGUUUUUAAUGGAUCCGCUAUUGCUAAUCUUCAAGAGAAAGUAACAAGCUCCGGUGUGAAAAAUCCUACUCGUGUUGAAGUUGUGUCUGCGCUUGUUUCUGAGAGAUUAAUGGCUGCUUUCAAGUCUAAAUAUGGUAAUAAUAAUAAUUAUAAUCCACUAGCAAUUAAUCAUGUUGUUAAUAUUCGACGUAAAACAUCUCCAACAAUCCCGGAGUGUUCAAUGGGGAACAUAGCAUGCUUAGCAGACACGAUAUUAUUCGGCGAAACACAGCUAAGUAGCUUAGUGUUUGAAUUGAAAGAAGCAAUUGCGAAGAUCAAUAGCGGUUAUGUGAAGAACAUACAAGGUGAAGAAGGAUCCUUAAAUUUCUUCAAGAAGAUUAAAGAGAUGAAAGAUGCAUUUACGAGCCCGUUAUUUUGUAGCGGUGUGGACUAUGUUAUGUUCACUAGUUGGUGCGGUUUCGGUCUUUACGAGGUUGAUUUUGGAUGGGGAAAGCCUGUUUGGACAACUUGUGGUGGUUCUUAUGGAAAUUUUAAAUCUCCAUUCUUCAAUCUUGUAGUUCUGAUGGAUGCAAGAACAAGAAAUGAUGGGAUAGAAGCAUGGGUUAUUUCAGAUGAAAGAACCAUAGUUGAAAUAGAAAAAGACGAAGAGCUUCUAAAAUAUGCUUACCUUAAUCCAACUCCCAUAUUUCAUUAA
Mercurialis annua (annual mercury) is the source of this 1375-nucleotide messenger RNA. Its product is annotated as stemmadenine O-acetyltransferase-like. The record is from RefSeq and is a predicted model, not a curated record. The transcript has a single exon. NCBI's taxonomy places the organism in Eukaryota, Viridiplantae, Streptophyta, Magnoliopsida, Malpighiales, Euphorbiaceae. The coding region runs from base 20 to 1375 and encodes 451 amino acids.